AUGGGACAACAAUCGUUGAUCUACAGCUUCGUCGCUCGCGGUACGGUGAUCCUCGCCGAGUAUACAGAGUUUAAAGGUAAUUUCACAUCCGUCGCUGCACAGUGUCUCCAGAAACUACCCUCCUCAAACAACAAGUUUACAUACAAUUGCGAUGGUCACACUUUCAAUUAUCUCGCCGAGAAUGGAUUCAGUAAGUUUCUCUCAUUCCCGAUCAGAUCACGUUCUCGUAAUCAUGUUCUGUGUUUCGAUCAGAUUAUGCGUGGCUUAUUUGAAAUUCAACCCCUUGAUGUUUGGUUUGUGAUACCAAUGGCUUUCUUGGAGCGAGUCAAGGAGGAUUUCAGCAAGAGAUAUGGUGGUGGAAAGGCUUCCACUGCUAAAGCUAAUAGCUUGAACAGAGAAUUUGGGUCUAAACUGAAGGAGCACAUGCAAUACUGUGUGGAUCAUCCUGAGGAAAUUAGCAAACUUGCCAAAGUUAAGGCUCAAGUGACUGAAGUGAAAGGUGUUAUGAUGGAGAACAUUGAGAAGGUCCUUGACCGUGGUGAGAAAAUCGAGCUAUUAGUAGACAAAACUGAAAACCUUCGCUCACAGGCGCAAGAUUUUAGAACACAAGGAACAAAAUUGAAAAGAAAAAUGUGGUUCGACAACAUGAAGAUAAAGCUUGUAGUUUUUGGCAUCGUCGUCGCUUUGAUUCUCAUCAUCAUCUUGUCGGUUUGCCAUGGCUUCAAGUGUACUUAA
This is a messenger RNA of Arabis nemorensis, 735 nucleotides long. Lineage: Eukaryota; Viridiplantae; Streptophyta; Magnoliopsida; Brassicales; Brassicaceae. The record is from the annotation of a GenBank genome assembly.